Molecule: messenger RNA, 1707 nt
Organism: Solea solea (common sole)
Lineage: Eukaryota; Metazoa; Chordata; Actinopteri; Pleuronectiformes; Soleidae
Gene: stx12
Product: syntaxin 12
Exons: 10
Coding region: 120-926 (268 amino acids)
Biological process (GO): vesicle-mediated transport; intracellular protein transport; vesicle fusion
Cellular component (GO): synaptic vesicle membrane; postsynaptic recycling endosome; synaptic vesicle
Molecular function (GO): SNARE binding; SNAP receptor activity
Source: RefSeq, a predicted model, not a curated record
UUCUGCAACGUCACGGGGCAGGAAGGGCAUCGUCUUCAGCGGCACAACGAACAACACAACGCCUAUAUGUUCAUCGGAAACAGCACAUUAAGCAAGUCAACCUCAACUCAAAAGACAACAUGUCGUACGGCCAAGCGGAGAGCUACCGCUCUGUCCCACAGGACUUCAACACAGUCAUACAAACAUGCAGCACCAACAUCCAGAAGAUCACACAGAACACUGCACAGAUAAAGAGCAUGGUGAACCAGCUGGGGACCAGACAGGACACCAGUGAACUCCAGGAUCGCCUACAGCAGAUACAACACUCCACUAACCAUUUGGCAAAAGAAACCAACAAACACCUGAAAGAUUUGGGAUCAGUCCCCUUGCCCUCAUCAUCGUCGGAGCAGAGGCAGCAGAAGAUCCAGAGGGAGCGACUGAUGAACGACUUCUCCGCGGCUCUCAACAACUUCCAAUCAGUGCAGCGACGAGCGGCGGAGAGGGAGAAGGAGUCUGUAGCCAGAGCGAGGGCUGGGUCCCGUCUGUCGGCUGAAGACACCACUCGGGAUGAAAAGCUUGUGUCUUUCGAUAACCAAGAGGACUGGGGUCAGAUGACGACCCAGGCGGAGGAAGCGGCCAUCACAGAGGAGGACCUGGAGCUCAUCAGGGAGAGAGAGACCAACAUCAGACAGCUAGAGUCCGACAUCUUGGAUGUGAACCAGAUCUUCAAGGACCUGGCAGUGAUGAUCCACGAUCAGGGAGAAAUGAUCGAUAGCAUCGAGGCCAACGUGGAGAACGCUGAAGUUCACGUGGAGCGAGGGGCGGAGCAGCUACAGAGAGCCAGUUACUACCAGCAAAAGUCCCGCAAGAAGAUGUGCAUCCUCGCCAUGGUGUGUUCCGUUGUACUCGUCAUACUCGCCAUCAUCAUCUGGCAAGCUGCCAAAUGAGUGGACUCGGCCCGAGUGGUCUGUCGCCGCUACAUUUGACCCCUGCCCCCUCCCUCUCACCUGUGAGUCCCUGCAUUUAAAAUAAGCCGCCAGUGGCUGAUGACUUAGUGAAGGUCGGUGGAGUAGAUUUAUAAUGAGCUGCUCGGUGAGGAAAAAACGUUUUUGAGACCCGAUCAAAGCGUUUCUGUAAAAAAGAACUGGACAGUGAGAGGACGCAGGGCGGAGGUGAUGCAGGGGAGCAACGCAACACCUGAGAUUCCUUUAAUUUGCCUCCAUUCGUUUCUUGUCUUAUUUACUGCACUAACACUAGCUCUCACUGUAUAUCUAUAUGUUAUUGUAUAUAAAAAAAAAUGUUAUUGGGAUGAGCAAUAGGCUAAAUAAUAAUAAUAAUAAAAAAAAAAAUAGGUUUUCAAAGUAAAGUCAUGGUUUCAAGGGUUGUAAAUGAUCUUUUUUUUGUUACCUGUUGUUGUGGUGGUUGCCGGUGUAGAGCGUGUGGAGGGUCACAGGUCUUCACAGUAACACGUCAGGACUCGAUGACUCUGGUGGUGAAGGCUCAUGUGAUUGUACCAUGUAGUAAAAUGGAAACUCUAUAAAACAGAAAUCAAUUACUUUGUCUGUAAAUAUCCCAAAGUGCUGCGUUAUAUUCUGCUGAGAAUGUUCUGGAUGACAAAAAAAAAUCACAGUGUUUAAAAAAAGAGAAACUCUGAAACAGGAAAACAUAUUUAAAUGAAUUUCUAUGGCACCUGAUAGUAUGCACAAUAAAUGUUUUAAAGUCUUUUAA